Apiotrichum porosum is the source of this 1704-nucleotide messenger RNA. RefSeq lists its product as uncharacterized. Gene Ontology annotation, biological process: secondary metabolic process. Gene Ontology annotation, molecular function: CoA-ligase activity. The record is from RefSeq and is a predicted model, not a curated record. The transcript has 5 exons. Lineage: Eukaryota; Fungi; Basidiomycota; Tremellomycetes; Trichosporonales; Trichosporonaceae. The coding region runs from base 1 to 1704 and encodes 567 amino acids.
AUGCCUGCACCGCCAACGCAGGUCACCAUCUACGAGUCGGACCACACAGAAGAGGCAUUCUUCCCCCAGCAGUCGGUGUACGACUACCUCUUGCCGCAGGCAGAGGGCAUCUCUCCACGUCCCACAUACGACGACGCACUGCCGGCCUUUAUCGAUGGCCCCAGCGGCACAGUGCUCACCAGGGGCGGGCUGGCAGACGCUGCUCUGCGCAUCGCCAGCGGCUUGACACAGCUCGGCAUGAAACCCGGUGACGUGGUCAGCAUCUGGGGCCGCAACUGUCUCGAAUGGGUCCAGGCAAUGUAUGGGUGCAUGGCGGCCGGGCUGGUCAUCACGCCGGCAAACGUGGCCUACGCACCGUUUGAGCUUGCGCACCAGAUGAACAACUCGGGCGCACAGAUGAUGUUGGUCGACCCGCUCCUGCUGCCCCUGUUUGAAGCAACACGCCCGCUCUUCACCGCAUCGUUGUUUCCAGCAUCCCGCGUCAUCCUGCUGUGCGACACGGCCGACAAGCCGGAAGACUCGCCAUACAAGUCGCUGGGGGAGAUCCUCGGCGACCGGCACGCGACACCGGUCAAGCUGGACGGCGCAGACGCGCACACGACGGCCUUUCUGUGCUACUCGUCAGGAACCACCGGUUUGCCAAAGGGCGUCAUGACCUCGCACUUCAACCUCACGAGCCAGCUGCAGGCCGCCAACAUUUCCUUUCCGCAGAUCGAGUGGGACAAGGACGUGAUCCUCGGUGUCCUGCCGUUCUCGCACGUCUACGGCCUCGCCGUCGUCCUCAUGCACCCCGUCACGCGCGGCGUCCCCGUCGUCAUUCUCCCGAAGUUCGACGAGAUCAGCAUGUUGACCGCCAUCCAGAGCUACAAGAUCACGUACGGCCUCAUCGUCCCGCCCAUUGUCAUUGUGCUGCUCCACUCGAAAAACCUGCCCCACUACGACUGUUCCAGCCUGCACACGCUCGUCUGCGCCGCGGCCCCGCUCGCGCGGUCGCUGCAGGCCGCGUUCAACGCGCGUCUGCCGCACAUUGUCCUCAUGCAAGGGUACGGCAUGACCGAGUGCUCGCCCGCGACACACUCGAUGCGCCGUGAAGAGUCCGUGGGGCGCGCAGGAACCGUCGGACGCCUCCUGCCCGGAUACCAGGCGCGGCUGGUGGAUGCCAAGGGCCACGACGUCAAGCCGCACCACGCGGGCGAGCUGUGGCUGCGGGGACCGUGUGUCAUGAAGGGAUACCACAACAACGCCGAGGCGACGGCGAGCACCAUUGGCCCCGGCGGCUGGCUCCGCACGGGCGACAUUCUCGUCCGGUCCCAGGACGGGUUCUGGCGUGUCAUUGACCGCGUCAAGGAGCUCAUAAAGUACAAGGGCUUCCAAGUCGCGCCUGCCGAGCUCGAGGGUGUCCUCAUGGAACAUCCCAUGGUGGCCGACGCCGGCGUGGUGGGAGUGUACGAUGCGUCGCAGGCGACCGAGCUGCCCAGAGCGUACAUUGUCCCAAAGGAAGAGUACGCAGACUACGUGCUGCUGCCACAAGAGGUGCAGGACUUUGUCGCGGCCACAGUGGCAGGGUACAAGAAGCUCCGGGGAGGCGUACAGACCAUUGACGUGGUACCCAAAUCGCCCUCGGGCAAGAUCCUCCGCAAGCUGCUGCGCGAACGAGCCCAGAGGGAGUAUGACGCGAUUAACCCGAACAAGGCAAAGCUGUAG